Molecule: messenger RNA, 4071 nt
Organism: Mesocestoides corti
Lineage: Eukaryota; Metazoa; Platyhelminthes; Cestoda; Cyclophyllidea; Mesocestoididae
Source: the annotation of a GenBank genome assembly
AUGCUUAGUGAGGACGAAUUGGCGAUAAUCACGUGCACGACAAGUCGCGAGUGCGUCGAGUCAUGGGUUUUCGCGCGGGCGUUGGAACCCUUCUAUGAUACGUACGCCCGAAGGGUUGCACGCGACUCUCAAGAUUCCGUCGAACCAAGAAAUACGAGUUUUGCGUGCGAGAAAUUUGAGUCACUAGACUUCUUUACAGCAUCAUCACCGCAAUCAGCGCGCGUUCAGUUGAUCUCGCGUUUGUCCAGAGACACCCUCCUGGAUCUGCUUAAGGAUCCCGCGACAUCUCCUGUUCCCUCGCCGACCCUCCCCAGCACCUCAGAUGGUCGAGUUCGCUGGCCAAUCAUCGUCAGUGUCAGCGACACGAGGGAGACUUCGCUCACUGUGACAACUACCAUGACGCUCACGGUCAUCACCAAGGGCCCAAUGAUUCCUAGCGACGCCCAACAGGGCUAUCACGUCGCUGACAAGUCGCCUGCUGACACGCCCGUAACUCCGAAGGGCAUUCAGGCAGUCGAUCUGGAUUACCCGGAUCAAAGUGCUUCAAUAAUCUACAGCAUUGGCCUCCAAUCAGCGCAGAUUUUGAAACUGUUUAAACUAACAAAUCAGGAACAAGGAAAGUUUGACCUUGAGCUGCGAACUGCUCUUAACCGCGAGGAGGAAGGUUCGUCCACUUUUGCUGUGCCAAUCGUUGCGGCACUCUCACGAUUGGGCAGAACAGCGACCUCAACACUGACGGUAACCGUGACAACGGAUAAUCCGUCAGCUCCAUCGAAUGGCCAGGGCAGCUUGGCUGUUUACGUCCCAUCAAACACCGGCGCGGUACCCAAUUUGCCGAUAGCUUACAUGCCGGUUGGAGAACAGUUCCCCACGGACCGCAGCACUCGCGUGUUCAGUUUUACCCCGGAGGACGACAACAACCUCCUUUUCGCAGUAAACGAUGAAGGCCUUCUCUACUUGAUAACAGCUUCUCCGCCUGGUGAAAGAUGGUUGAAAGCCGAGGUCACCACAAAGUUCCAGCCAACCCUCAAAACUGCGACGAGCCAGCUUCAAGUUUAUGUGCACUGGCUUCCUGGAAGCGGUCUCAUGAACGGUCUUCUUUUUCGCAUCUCAAAAGCCACUCUGUUGUGGUUUGUCAGACAGUCAAGUCCACUCGAGCCGACGCCGAGGGAUCGGCUGGUGUCAGCCAUGUCGAAACAGUUGGGAGUCAGCGAAGAAUACAUCACCAUGUUUCCAGUUAAAUCUCUCGGCAACAACUUCGAUGUCUUUGUCGGAAUACACGCAUCGCCCUACGAGGUGCCCGGAAGGCUAAUUGACACACUCAUAAAUGACGUGGACCUGUAUAACACAGCUCUGAGAGGCAGCGAUGACACCCUGCAGGCUGAGGUUGCAACUUCAAUCCACGGUGUGUCAGGACCCGCGGUGUUGAAGUGUGAUUCAGAAGCUGCCUCGGUGUCAGCUUGCGGUGGCCGGGGCUGUAGAAGUCUUCUCUCCGCUCCAACUCCUCCGACAACGGGUUCUGUGGCCAGCUACGGCGGUCUACUGCCGCUGGUACCUGGCGCCAGCACAUUCGGUCCACAAGUCAGACCCUCUAUCGAUUGUUGGUGCAACGGAGAUGAUCCAACUCCAAGCACGCAAGCGCCCACCUCGUGUCUUGAUGCCAACGCCUGUCUAAAUGGCGGAUUCUGCAGUGAGUUGCCAGGCACACAGACAACAACCUGCGAGUGUCAGGCCGGAUUUUCUGGACCGCGAUGUGAGCAGACGCAAGUUUACUUCAACGAUGGUGGCUACGCCUGGGCGCCAGCUAUCGGCGGCUGUACAAGGCUUCACAUUCGCUUUGCAUUCAAAACAGGCGCCAGUAUUGAGCGUUCCGGCCUGUUGCUGUACGCAGGCCCGAUCAGCCAAUCAGUGAGUGAAAUGAGAAGCCAUGAUUUUAUUGGACUUCAGCUGGAAUCAGGUGGACGUCGACUGAAGCUAGCUUACAGUCUGGGAUCAGCUGGUGUGAGAACCGCCGAGUUCUCGAGCAACGCCCGUCUGGAUGAUACAAACUGGCACGAGAUUGAUUUGCUUCUCACCCAGACGUUGGGACUGGAUCAAGUGAACGGUCUAGAGAAGCCGCCCAACCUCCAGGACUGUCUCUUCCGCCUGCCCUACCACGUCGGCACGCGACGUGCCCUCAACGUGGGUCAGUGGCCGCUUCAACUUGGUGGUCGCAAGCAUGCCGACGUGUCGAAAGCCCUCUACCCCGCCGAAUUGACCACCAACUCGCUUCCAAGUGGAAGCAGCAUUCGACGAGUCGUUGUCAACGGCGAACUCUGGAAUUUGGCGCAGUUCAACCUCGGUAGCAAUGCCUUGCCUGGACCAAGCGUGUGCUUGAAUUCUAAAGGCCUGGACGUCUGUGCACCAAAUGGCGUUUGUGUGGAAGUAAACGGCUCUCCCAGGUGCCAAUGCAACGCCGGAUUCCAAGAGAAGGGCUUGGGAUGCCGUCCCUCCGCGUACUCAGUCGAACUCGGUCCGUCCCCUAGUUACCUCGAGCUCACUGCCAAAACCGAGUGGAUCGAUCAACCACACACCGAAGUGAACUCCUCCUUCGAUGUUCGACUGUCGAACACGCGGCUGGAGGUGGUCCUGAAUCUGGGGGACUUCAACGCGCUCACGGCCUCGCCCGCGCGCAGCCAACUGAACGACGGCGCGUGGCACCACGUGCACAUCCACAGGUCGCUCUCCUCCAUCUUCGUCGAAAUCGACGGCGCGGCUGGAAAGGGCCACUCAGCCUUCCUUCCUAUCAACACAGCCUCCAACUUCUUCAAAAUGUCCAUCGGGAAAAAGGUUCUGAUUGGUGCAAGACGUGACCUUGUGCCGGGCGCCCCCUCAUUGGCUGACGGGGAGGUUCGGCCAGCAUCCUCGAGCAUAGGGUCGACUUGUCUACGCGACCUCCGAGUGAACGGUGCGUGGUAUCCCCUCUCCCAGGCAGAAGUCACCGCUGCGGGCACAGCCGGGCAUGUGGUCAGCAUGAAGGGUUAUGGCGACAACCUCGACUCGUGUUCCGAUCUAACGGCCUGUCCAGCCGACGCUUCGUGUCCUGGCGACCUGACAUGUCCAUCAAACUGUGUGCAAGGCGAGGCGAAUAGGUGCUUCUGCUUGGCCGUCUGCUCACUAUUCCCCUGCCUCAACGGCGGAACCUGUCAGCCCUCGUCAACAGAUAGUCGCGGAUUCAAGUGCGACUGUCCAACCACCCACUUCGGAUUGUUCUGUGAGGCAGAAGUCAUGCGAGCGGGGCUUAGUGUUGGCGCGUUUACGGGAAUCGUCAUUGCUAUUUUCGCCGUCCUUGGACUCAUAAUCGGCGUUGUGGUGUGGCGAUGUUACAGGAAGCGAACACCACCACAACUGUCUCCAGACAAAGAUCUUCGUGAACAUGUUAUGCCUUACUUUGAACAAGCAGACGAAAUCGAUACGCACAGUUUUGACGAAGGCAGGCUGGCCUUCCAGCAUCCACCGCAGAUGACCCAACGCGUGCGAACUAGCACCACGUCACCAGGCGACGCACGCUCAACCAGCUUCCAGCAGGUUUUGAACGCUCAGCUUAAGACAAAGCCGAUCGAGGUGCCGGAUUACACCCUGGACUACGGAUACGAGGGGGGCAACACCAGCGCCGAGGAAGACGAGGUGGAGAGAGACAACUACCUGGACGAGAGUGAGGACAGCAGAAUGCGCUCAAUGAGCUCGUCUGGGUUUCAGGACCAGCUGCAGCCCUUUGGAGACACUUUUGAUGCUCUGGAUCAACUGACAGACGGCGCUGGCAGCCCAAUGGAUGCUCAUCGAUCGCCUAGCUACGUUCGAUGCCAAUUUCAAAGUGUCCCGUUUGAAGAAUCAAAUGUUUUCGCCGUCAACUCUCCUUCCUACCGCUUGUGUGACACGCCAACCAGCGUCAGCCUCACUGUGGCCCUACUCAGAAGGCCAAAGGAUAUCGUUUCUCCUGAAAAAAUUAAAAUUCCAGUAAUUAGACAAAGCUUCUUCCAAACUAUCGAACUCCACAACUACCUUCGACAUCAUGCAUUCGGAUCAACGUAA